UUUUCAACAACCUUCCUUACGUAUCUUUCUUCUUCGCCUAUUCCUACAUUUAUCGGAGGCCACACUUCAGAUUUCAACUCAAAAUACCCACCAGCUAUUCCAAGCAGCCCUACUUUCAAUAUGGCACCCUCUCUGAGCCUCCGCCCAAGAACCAGCGACCGACCCCCCACCAGGGACCAGAGGGAUCAGACUGACCACAGUCUCAUCAUACCCAGCAGAACCUCAUCGCUCCACUCCCGCAUCACACAGCCGCUUCCCUCGACCCUCAAUGUUCGACAGGGCGCCAAAACUCCAAAGACACUGACCCACGCCUACAUGGUAUGUGGUGUUGGCCGAGAACCAUCACAAUGGGUGAAAGCACCGGCUCCCAGCCAGGGAAAGAUUGGACAUAUGAAGGGCGCUGUUGGCACAUUCUGGCUUCCUGAGAUCCUGGGCAGCAGUCCUCGAUUGGAGCAGGACAACGACAUCGCUAGGUCGCUGCACGCUGCUAUGCGGGCUUGCUUUCCCCACGACGUCGAGAUAUGCACAGGUCGUAGCCAGCCGCAUUGUGUACACCACUCAUUUGUCCUCCAGCAGGAUUCUUCACACACGCUUUACGGCAUUGCUCUCCGGGUCUGGUCCCGCGCCGACGAGAAGAGGGCCGAGACCAUCCGUGACCUACGAAAACGAAUCGAGCCAGACUUUUACGACAACAGCGAUGAAACCUACUGGAUCCCUUACUGCCUGAGUUUUCUUUCACGCUAUCCUCUGUACAACCUUCUUGGAGACUACCUGCGGGGCAUGUGGAUCCACUGGAACAAGGCCACCAAUUUGUUCCACGCCGAAGAAGUGUCCCGCAUUCUGAGCUUUCCCGCUCCUCGCCUCAAUGAUUUGGUCAGGAUCGACAUGAAAGAUUACGCACUGUGCUACCAAUUCCCGUCCUCGCCGACCGGCUUCCAAAAUUUCGCGAUGUGGCCCCUUUUCACAUGUCUGUCUAUCCCCAAUAUCGUUGGCGUGAUAGAGGCUGCCGUGUCACCAACUCGCCGAAUCAUCUUUGUCAGCCACUAUCCCGCCAUACUUACCAUUGCUGCCGAGACAAUCAGAUACUGCGUAAGGGUGUACGAGUGGAGCGGUCUGUAUGUGCCUGUGGUGCACGCACGUCACAUCAAGGAUCUCGUUCAGGAACCAGGGCCAUACAUUCUUGGUGCGACUUCAGAAUGCCGCUCGCUAUUUACUGCGCCCAACGAUGCCCUGGUGGUUGAUCUCGACCGCAAUUUCGUGCUUACUUCCAGCCCGCCAUCCGCGCUCACAGCUGGACAGAGAACCAAGAUGAUCACUCGUCUGACCCAGGCUUUGAACACCGAGGUGGCGCCUACAGGUGUGCCACAGCAUCUACGAUCGGCGUACGGUGGCGGCAAGCUCAUUCCCGCUGGCCAAAUCAUUGUCAUGCGCGGCGAGGUGGAGAGUAUCCAAGAUCCGGAGUGGUGGAACCAAGAUGCUAUCAUGACAGUGAUGGACCACGUGUGCGAGAAGCUGGGGCGCAAUACGGGCGUCAAGGCUAUUUUUGGAGGUGCUGUCAAGAAGCCCCUUAUGACCAAGGUUUCUAUGCGUCACCUCAACGAGAUUGUGCGAGAACGCAACCAAUACUCUCGCGAUGCGCAGGAGGCUUGGCAAGAUUUCAUCAAUCUCAAGGGUCGCAUGGAUACCGAGCUGUCGAAGGUUUCCAAGCGAAACAACUUCCUCGUCGAGGAGCUCGAGAGCUGGAAGCAGCAGUUCCUCAAGUUCCAGUCGUUUGCCGAGCAGCUCACCAAGGAGACGCAAGAUCUCAAGGUCAAGAUCGAGAACCACAAGCGCGAGAACCGCCGUCUCAGCACACUCAUCGACCAACAAAAGGACGAUGCUGCCCGCCUAUCGAUGCGCCUCUCGGGCACCGAGAAGCAGCGCGACGACGCUCUCGAGGCCCUCGUUCUGCAACAGGAGAUCGCCGAGGAACUCGAGCGCGAACGCAAGAGGAACGCAAAGGAGAUUUCCGACCUUCAACACACGGCCCACGGUCUCACCCGCCAACGCGACGAGACACAGCGCGUGGUCCUCCACCUUCGCGCCCUCAUCGACGGUCAAACCCACCACAUGGAGCACAUUGUCAAAUCACUCAACAGCCCUACGGACAACUAUCUAGAAGGCUUCGAAGACGUGCCCGAAGAAGACGAAGAAACCGACAAUAUGUCGUACAAGAGCGCCAUCAACACGCACAACUCCUCGCCCACCCGCGCCUCCAGCCGCACCGGCACCCCUCGCGCAACCGAAUCCCGCGCCUCAAACUCCACUAUUGACGGCAAACAAUAUCACAACCAUCUCGACGGCGAAGACGUCUCCCCAGACAUGGAGCACCGCCUCCUCCAUGGCGCAGCCGGUACUUCCUCAGCCCGCUCCUCAAAACGCUUUUCCUCGUCCUCCAUGGUCGACGUCGCAGACCGCCACCUCCGCGACAAAACAGACGCAAUUGCCUACAUCAUCCGCAACAUCUCGGAACAAUGCGCCGCCGCUGUAGAAGGCCUUCACCUGGCGCAACAGGCGGAUGAUUCUGACCUCCCACACUCUUCGGAUCACCGUCGCGUAUCCCACGCGUCGUCGACCCGCUCGGCGUCCGAGUACGCCGAAGACGAUGAGUCGAUGCUUCGACCUGGUCGUGGCUCUUCGAGUAUGAUGAGUAUCCCUCCUACACCGGAUCUCACGCAUCGAAGCUCCACGAGCAUGAGCAUGGCUAGUCAGAGUACCACGCCUGAUCGGCAUAGUCUGCAGCGCAGCGGGUUGGACGACGUUCCUGAUGUGCCGACGCGGAUAGUCGAGGAUGAUGAGGAAGGAGAGACUGGAGACGGGUAUGAGCAUGCUGAAGUACCGGUUAGUAAGUAUGCCAAUGCGGCGACGGGGGGCUUGGUUGGACGGAGAGUUGUGCAGUAAAUAUCUUGUAUGAGGGAAAGGGGGAGUUUGGGGGAUAGAUGGUGACGAAUAGUGUGUGUCUACGUGUGUGUGUAUCAUCUCUUUUUUUUCUCUCUCACACUUAUUAUUCCUUCUUUUCCUUUUCCUUUGUUCUUUUAGUUUACUAUGUUUAUUUUAGCUUAGCUAGCGAGCUUUUUUACCACUGCUACCUCAUAUUUACUUAUGUCUUGUACUACUCGUCU
Messenger RNA from Periconia digitata, 3161 nucleotides. The record is from the annotation of a GenBank genome assembly. NCBI's taxonomy places the organism in Eukaryota, Fungi, Ascomycota, Dothideomycetes, Pleosporales, Periconiaceae.